Messenger RNA from Engraulis encrasicolus (European anchovy), 2509 nucleotides. It is a transcript of the gene meltf, whose product is annotated as melanotransferrin. The transcript is spliced from 16 exons. NCBI's taxonomy places the organism in Eukaryota, Metazoa, Chordata, Actinopteri, Clupeiformes, Engraulidae. Gene Ontology annotation, cellular component: early endosome; recycling endosome; plasma membrane. The record is from RefSeq and is a predicted model, not a curated record. Bases 244 to 2379 code for a protein of 711 amino acids. Gene Ontology annotation, biological process: iron ion transport.
GCUAUCUGGAGACGCCGUGCACUCGCUGCACUAAUGACACUUUAUGGUGUCCCACUAUACCAAGACCUUCGGACCCUUGUGAAGUUCCAAUAGCACCGGUGUCAGGGUUAUUCCACCAGGGACAGGGUUUAUAAACCGCCCCCAGAGAAGGAGAGCAUACUCCAGGGAAAGAGGUUAGGGUUCACACUGGGACUAAGACCCACAAGGAGCAGAGAGAUUCCACACACGUAGCACAGCAGCAGCAUGGGUGUCUGGGCCGCCACACUGGGAUGUCUCCUCCUCACACUACACGUGGUGUGUGUGUCGGGCGUGCGCUGGUGUGUGUUGUCGGAUGCGGAGAUGACUAAGUGCUUGGCCAUGUCAGAGGCCUUCUCCAGCGCCUCCAUUCGCCCCUCGCUACGCUGUGUCAGGCAAAGCGACAUCGCAGCAUGCGCACAGAGCCUCAGGAAUGGAGAGGUGGAUGCCUUCUCGGCGAGGGCUGCGGACAUCUACAGCUUUGGCAAACAGGGAGAUAUCAAGAUGGCCGCCGGCGAGUCUGGGAGCGACGGUGAGGGGGUGUCCUACUAUGCAGUUGCCGUGGUGAAGAAGAGCUCGCCCUCAAUAAAUGUGGACUCCCUGCAAGGGAGACGCUCGUGCCACACGGGAAUCGACCGGACUGCGGGAUGGAAGAUGCCCAUUGGCUACCUCGUACAGACAUCACGCCUCUCUGUUAUGGGCUGUGACAUCAAAACAGGAGUGUCUGAAUUCUUCAAUGGCAGCUGUGUGCCUGGAGCCGGUGUACCGUCUCUCUGUAGCCAGUGUGUGGGGGACGCUGACGGGAACCAUCGCUGUGAAUUCUCAAACAACGAGAGAUACUUCAGCUACAAUGGGGCCUUCAGGUGCUUAGUGGAGGAUGCGGGGGAAGUGGCUUUUGUGAAACACACCACAGUACAAGAGAACACAGAUGGUAGUGGUGAGUCCUGGGCUAGUGGCCUUCACUCUCAAGACUACCAGCUGCUGUGUCGUGACGGUUCUCGCGCGGAGGUGACAGACUACCGCCGCUGUCACCUGGUGCGUGUCCCCUCGCGAGGCAUCGUCAUCGGCAACCAGGUGGACGGACAGCAGGUCUACAGCAUGCUGGUGGAUGGACUGAAAAAGACCCAGUUCCCCAUGUUCCAGUCGCCUGCCGGUGAGAGUAAUCUGCUCUUCAGUGACUCCUCCAGCACCUUCGUCUCUGCUCAAGGCACACACACACAGUGGAUGGGCCAGAACUACCACGACACGAUGGCAGCCAUGGACUGCAACAGCGCAGAGCUACCUGAGUCUCUGCGCUGGUGUGUGUUGUCGGACGCGGAGCAGAAGAAGUGUGUUGCCAUGGCCACAGCGUUCAGCUCACGUGGUCUUACGCCUAAAGUGCAGUGUGCAUACGGAGACUCAGUCACACACUGCAUGAAGAUGAUACAGGCCAAAGAGGCAGAUGCCAUCACUCUGGAUGGAGGCGACAUCUUCACGGCAGGAAAGACCUACGGACUCAUACCCGCUGCAGCUGAGAGCUACGAUGGGGAGGCUGAUGGUGCGCUAUACUAUGCUGUGGCGGUGCUGAGGAAGAGUGACAACACGAUCCGGAAUCUGGCUGACCUCCGGUCCAAGCGCGGCUGUCACACGGGCCUCGGCCGCUCUGCCGGGUGGAACAUCCCCAUCGGAACAUUCAUCGAGAAGGGACUCAUACAACCGCAACACUGUCAAAUACAGGAGGGUGCAGCUGGGUUCUUGGGGCCGAGCUGUGUUCCUGGUGCGAGUGUGUCCUCCUUGUGUGAGGUGUGUAUCGGCGACGAGAACGGCAACAACAAGUGUGUGAAGGACAAAGAGCGCUUCGAGGGAUACACUGGAGCCUUCAGGUGUUUGGCUCAGGGUGCAGGAGAUGUGGCGUUUGUAAAGCACACUACAGUCUUCCAGAACACAGACGGUAACAACACGGAGAGUUGGGCGGCAAACCUGCAUAGUGAGGAGUUCCAGCUGUUGUGUCCCCAUGACGCCCGAGCAGGCGUCACCCAGUACCGCCACUGCAACCUGGCCAGGGUCCCCGCGCACGCCGUCAUGACACACACCGACACACACACACACUCCCUCUACGGCCUCCUGGACAAGGCACAGCGCUCUGGCGUGUUCAAAAUGUUUGAGUCCGCAUCGCAUGGUGGACGGGAUCUGAUCUUCAAAGACUCCACCCAGCGCAUCGUGGGCGUGGCCAACAGACGCACCUAUCAGGAGUGGCUUGGCCAGGAGUACAUGGACACACUGCUCGCCAUGGAGUGCACAUCCGCCGCCACCGCAGGCCAGUCUUUCUCCUCUCUGCUGGCGUUUGCGAUCCUGUCAUCCUUCUUGGCCGGCUGGUUGCAGUGAUGUCUGUCACCACCAGAGGUCACUGUGCUGCAGUGAUGUCUUGUGUCCACUAGAUGUCGCUGUGUCUCCAAUGUCCUGAUCUGCUCUCACAUGAUGAUUGUUCUGCACUUGCUCUGCUCUUAUGCUACUA